CCCUUAGUAUCCCCUGACUUACCUGUUGGACAGGUAGGGGGAAGGGGAGAGUAAUGAGUCUCACCUGCUCAGAGCAAGGGUGGGGCAAGACACACCCCAUCCCUUCCAUUGGUUUUUUCCUUAGUCUUACUGACAGCCCCUUGUCCAAUCAGGAGGAAGUAACUUUCUAUCUGCCAAUAGGUGCAGUGUUAGGAUGAGACCUCAAGUUAGAGUCCAUCCCUAGAGCCGACUGGCAGUCCCUGGGGCCAAUGGCAAGCGGAUAAACAGAGGCGGCCGUGGAAGAGGACUGGAGGCUAGGCUCCGCCCCUCGACGGGACAGUCAGGCGAGACAGCCAGUGAGCUCGCACCAGAGGGUGGGCGUCUCCCCCAGGGGCGGAGCUUCGAGGUGGCGAGGGGCGUGGCUUGGCUGUCAGGUCUCUUUGCCUUUUGUUCGGUUACUGAGUUGCUGCCUUGGCCAGAGUCCGGAGCAGCCGCCGCCCGACCGCGCCGAGCUCAGUUCGCUGUCUGCGCCGGCUCCCACCCCGGCCCGACCCCGACCCAGCCCGGCCAGGCCCCAUACUCAGGUGCGGGCGAUCGGGAGCAGUAGCCACAAUGGAGGUGAUGAACCUGAUGGAGCAGCCUAUCAAGGUGACGGAGUGGCAGCAGACGUAUACCUACGACUCGGGUAUCCAUUCGGGCGCCAACACCUGCGUGCCCUCUGUCAGCAGCAAGGGCAUCAUGGAGGAGGAUGAGGCCUGCGGGCGCCAGUACACGCUCAAGAAGACCACCACCUACACCCAGGGGGUGCCCCCCAGCCAAGGUGACCUGGAGUACCAGAUGUCCACAACAGCCAGAGCCAAACGGGUGCGGGAGGCCAUGUGCCCUGGCGUGUCAGGCGAGGACAGCUCGCUGCUGCUGGCCACCCAGGUGGAGGGGCAGGCCACCAACCUGCAGCGACUGGCCGAGCCAUCCCAGCUGCUCAAGUCGGCCAUCGUGCAUCUCAUCAACUACCAGGACGACGCUGAGCUGGCCACUCGAGCCCUGCCCGAGCUCACCAAGCUGCUCAACGACGAGGACCCGGUGGUGGUGACUAAGGCGGCCAUGAUUGUGAACCAGCUAUCAAAGAAGGAGGCAUCGCGGCGGGCCCUCAUGGGCUCACCCCAGCUGGUGGCCGCUGUUGUGCGCACCAUGCAGAAUACCAGUGACCUGGACACGGCCCGCUGUACCACCAGCAUCCUACACAACCUCUCCCACCACCGGGAGGGGCUGCUCGCCAUCUUCAAGUCGGGCGGCAUCCCUGCUCUGGUCCGCAUGCUCAGCUCCCCUGUGGAGUCGGUCCUGUUCUACGCCAUCACCACGCUGCAUAACCUGCUCCUGUACCAGGAGGGCGCCAAGAUGGCCGUGCGCCUGGCUGACGGGCUGCAAAAGAUGGUGCCCCUGCUCAACAAGAACAAUCCCAAGUUCCUGGCCAUCACCACCGACUGCCUGCAGCUCCUGGCCUACGGCAACCAGGAGAGCAAGCUGAUUAUCCUGGCCAAUAGUGGGCCCCAGGCCCUUGUGCAGAUCAUGCGUAACUACAGUUAUGAGAAGCUGCUCUGGACCACCAGUCGUGUGCUCAAGGUGCUGUCUGUGUGUCCCAGCAAUAAGCCUGCCAUUGUGGAGGCUGGUGGGAUGCAGGCCCUGGGCAAGCACCUGACCAGCAACAGCCCCCGCCUGGUGCAGAACUGCCUGUGGACCCUGCGCAACCUCUCGGACGUGGCCACAAAGCAGGAGGGCCUGGAGAGUGUGCUGAAGAUUCUGGUGAACCAGCUAAGCGUGGAUGAUGUCAACGUCCUCACCUGUGCCACGGGCACACUCUCCAACCUGACUUGCAACAACAGCAAGAACAAGACACUGGUGACACAGAACAGCGGUGUGGAGGCUCUCAUCCAUGCCAUCCUGCGUGCUGGUGACAAGGACGACAUCACAGAGCCUGCCGUCUGCGCCCUGCGCCACCUCACUAGCCGCCACCCUGAGGCCGAGAUGGCCCAGAACUCUGUGCGCCUCAACUAUGGCAUCCCAGCCAUUGUGAAGCUGCUCAACCAGCCCAACCAGUGGCCACUGGUCAAGGCAACCAUUGGCUUGAUCAGGAAUCUGGCCCUGUGCCCAGCCAACCAUGCCCCGCUGCAGGAGGCAGCGGUCAUCCCCCGCCUCGUCCAACUGCUGGUCAAGGCCCACCAGGAUGCCCAGCGCCACGUAGCUGCAGGCACACAGCAGCCCUACACGGAUGGUGUGAGGAUGGAGGAGAUUGUGGAGGGCUGCACCGGAGCCCUGCACAUCCUCGCCCGGGACCCCAUGAACCGCAUGGAGAUCUUCCGGCUCAACACCAUUCCUCUGUUUGUGCAGCUCCUGUACUCAUCGGUGGAGAACAUCCAGCGCGUGGCCGCCGGGGUGCUGUGUGAGCUGGCCCAGGACAAGGAGGCGGCCGACGCCAUUGAUGCAGAGGGGGCCUCGGCCCCACUCAUGGAGUUGCUGCACUCCCGCAACGAGGGCACUGCCACCUACGCUGCUGCUGUCCUGUUCCGCAUCUCUGAGGACAAGAACCCAGACUACCGGAAGCGUGUGUCCGUGGAGCUCACCAACUCCCUCUUCAAGCAUGACCCGGCUGCCUGGGAGGCUGCCCAGAGCAUGAUUCCCAUCAAUGAGCCCUACGGAGAUGAUAUGGAUGCCACCUACCGCCCCAUGUACUCCAGCGACGUGCCCCUUGACCCGCUGGAGAUGCACAUGGACAUGGACGGAGACUACCCCAUCGACACCUACAGCGACGGCCUCAGGCCCCCGUACCCCACUGCAGACCACAUGCUGGCCUAGGUGGCCUGGCCCCAGUGCGGUUCCUCAUCUGAGAGGCUCUCCGUGCAGGCGAUGGGGCAAGACAGAAAAGUGCCUGAGCUGGGGAAGCCGGGGCGUGACUUCCUGCUGCACCCCGUGCCUCCAGAGGUCCUCCGUAGGGUCUUUCUUGGGAUAAUGUUCUGCUCCUGCUUUUCUGUCCUGGGCAUGGGUCCAGGGCCUAACACCCCCUCCCCGCCCUUGUGGCCCUGGCCACUAAAGCUUCAGACUCAAGCACCCUUUCUGUUUCCCCCCCAGCAACCCCCCCAAACCCCCAGCCUCCCUGUCUCCAGCUGCCUGGGCCUGGAAGGGCUUUGGUUCCUUCUCUGGGUCUGAUUUUCUCACUGAACUCCACUGACCAGCUGCCCUAAGCCCCCAGGGUCUCCAGGGCCCAGGUUCAAGACCCAACCCCCCGAAAUCCAAAGCUUCUCUUGAAAAGUUCAGGGACCGUCCAGGGGAGAUGGGGAGGAGAUAUGGAGUGAAUCACCUGCUCCAGGAGACGCCGACUUCUCUCUCCAGGAUGCUUAGUUGGCUUUGCCCACCCCUCACUCCCCGGGGAGCUCUGGGGACAGCUCCCUCACACCCCUGUCCCAUCCACACAGCUGCCCUAGCUGACCCUGAGAAGUGCUCUUGGCUGACCCCUCUGGUGUGUGGUGAGGGGCUUUCUCUUCCCCUUCCUGUUUCAGACCCCCCCAUCUCCCGCACAUGGUGUGGGGGGCUGGGGGAGGUCCCAGCAGAGUGUUUUAUUAUUAUCGCUUUAUGUUUUUGGUUAUUGGUUUUUUUGUAUAGACCAAAGCAAAGAAAAUAAAAAUAACACAGAUGC
Messenger RNA from Chlorocebus sabaeus (green monkey), 3667 nucleotides. RefSeq names its product junction plakoglobin (gene JUP). The record is from RefSeq and is a predicted model, not a curated record. Gene Ontology annotation, molecular function: cadherin binding. Lineage: Eukaryota; Metazoa; Chordata; Mammalia; Primates; Cercopithecidae. Gene Ontology annotation, biological process: cell adhesion.